This is a messenger RNA of Bombina bombina (fire-bellied toad), 1044 nucleotides long. RefSeq names its product pancreatic triacylglycerol lipase-like. Gene Ontology annotation, molecular function: triacylglycerol lipase activity. The record is from RefSeq and is a predicted model, not a curated record. Gene Ontology annotation, biological process: lipid metabolic process. NCBI's taxonomy places the organism in Eukaryota, Metazoa, Chordata, Amphibia, Anura, Bombinatoridae. The coding region runs from base 1 to 1044 and encodes 347 amino acids. The transcript has 9 exons.
AUGUUGGCAUUCUUGGCUGUAGGAUUCUUUGUCCUGGUAUCUGUGAAAGGGGCAGAAGUUUGCUACAAAAGAAUUGGAUGUUUUUCAGAUGUCAAACCAUGGUCUGGUACAAUAGAAAGACCAAUUGUUAUAUUACCAUGGGCUCCAGAAGCUAUUAAUACCCGAUUCCUCCUGUACACCAGAAACAACCAAAACAGCUAUCAGUCACUAAGUGCAAUAAACCCAUCCACUAUCUCUUCAUCAAAUUUCCGUACCACCAGGAAGACACGUUUUGUGAUCCACGGCUUUCUCGACAGUGGGGAGUCAAAAUGGCUGUCAAAUAUUUGCAGGAGGCUGUUGCAGAUGGAAGAUGUUAAUUGUAUUGCUGUAGACUGGAGAAAUGGUUCACAUGCUCAGUAUCCACAAGCAGUCAACAACAUUCGUGUUGUGGGGGCAGAAGUAGCUUAUUUUGUUAAAAUACUAUUGAGAAACUUUGGUUACUCUCCUUCCAAUGUCCAUUUGAUUGGCCACAGCUUGGGGGCACAUGCGGCAGGAGAGGCUGGCAAGAGACAAAUAGGCAUCUCCAGAAUCACAGGUCUGGAUCCAGCAAAACCUUACUUCCAAGACACCCCAAAAGAAGUACAUCUGGAUCUGUUUGAUGGAGUCCUGGUAGAUGUACUUCACACUGAUGCUGGUCCUUGGAAUCCUGAUUUGGGAUUAGAAAUAAGCCAAAUUAUUGGUCAUCUGGACUUUUUUCCAAAUGGAGGGAUUCAGAUGCCCGGGUGUCUAAAGAAUACAGAAAUUCUAAAAGUUAGCAUUGAAGAUGUAUUCAAUGGAGUUGCAAGCUUUGGCUCUUGUAACCAUAUGCGUGCCAUCAUUUACUACACAGAGAGCAUCACCAACUCCAGCAUUUUUACUAGCUAUCCCUGUUCAAGUUAUGCAACAUAUCAAGCAGGUAGCUGCAGAAGUUGCCCCAGAGCUGGUUGCCCUAAAAUGGGUCAUUAUGCUGAUCAGUACCGAGGAGUGACAGCUUCUAGCCAAGUGUUUUAUUUAAACACACCAUGA